UGGGGUAUAAGAAUUGCUUUGUCCUUAUAUGACAAUAUAUAAGAAUUUUAAUAAUAUAUAGUUGAGACUUGAGACUUGAGAAGCACCACUGAUAAUUUCAUAGGAACUCAGCAUUCAUAAUCAAUUUAGCAUAUUCAGAUGGCUAGCAGCAGCAACUCCUCUUCUUCAGCUCUUAUGGCAUUGCCAAGGAGGAAGAAUUAUUAUGAUGUGUUUGUCACCUUUAGAGGCGAAGAUACUCGCUUCAACUUCAUUGAUCAUCUUUUUGCUGCCCUUCAAAGAAAAGGCAUUUUUGCAUUUAGAGACGACACUAAUCUUCAAAAAGGUGAAUCCAUACCACCCGAGCUCAUUCGUGCAAUUGAAGGGUCUCAGGUUUUCAUUGCGGUCCUCUCCAAAAACUAUGCUUCCUCAACUUGGUGCUUGCGAGAAUUGGUACACAUCCUUGACUGCAGUCAAGUUUCUGGAAGACGUGUUCUUCCUGUUUUUUAUGAUGUUGAUCCUUCUGAGGUGAGACAUCAAAAAGGAAUUUACGGUGAAGCCUUUUCCAAACAUGAACAAACAUUCCAACAUGAAUCUCAUGUGGUACAAAGUUGGAGGGAAGCUCUGACACAAGUGGGGAAUAUCUCUGGCUGGGAUCUUCGUGAUAAGCCUCAAUAUGCUGAGAUUAAAAAGAUUGUUGAAGAGAUAUUGAAUAUAUUGGGUCACAACUUUUCAUCUCUUCCAAAAGAACUAGUUGGUAUGAAUCCUCAUAUAGAAAAAGUAGUAAAUCUAUUACUUUUGGACUCGGUUGAUGAUGUUCGGGUUGUAGGAAUUUGUGGGAUGGGUGGAAUAGGGAAGACAACUCUGACUACUGCUUUAUAUGGUCAAAUCUCUCAUCAAUUUGAUGCACGUUGUUUUAUUGAUGAUCUAAGCAAAAUAUAUAGACAUGAUGGUCAAGUUGGUGCACAAAAGCAAAUUCUACACCAAACUUUUGGCAAGGAACACUUUCAGAUAUGCAAUCUCUUUGACACGGAUGAUUUGAUACGACGUAGGUUACGUCGGCUACGAGCACUUAUCAUUCUCGAUAAUGUUGAUAAAGUUGAACAGCUCGAUAAGUUAGCUUUAAAUCGUGAAUAUUUAGGUGCAGGGAGUAGAAUCAUUAUAAUUUCUAGAGAUGAGCAUAUCUUGAAUGAGUAUGGAGUUGAUGAAGUUUACAAAGUUCCACUCUUGAAUGAGACCAACUCUCUUCAAUUAUUUUGUCAAAAAGCUUUCAAACUUGAGCAUGUUAUGAGUGGUUAUGAUAAAAUGGCACUUGACACACUAUCUUAUGCCAAUGGCCUACCACUAGCUAUUAAAGUAUUGGGCUCAUUUUUGUUUGGUCGAGAUAUCUCUGAAUGGAGAAGUAAAUUGGCUAGAUUGAGAGAAUGUCCAAUCAAAGAUAUUAUGGAUGUGUUGCGAUUAAGUUUUGAAGGGCUAGAGAAUAUGGAAAAAGAUAUAUUUCUUGAUAUUGCUUGUUUUUUCAAAGGGUACAACAAGGAAUGUGUUACAAAUAUUCUAAAUUGUCGUGGGUUUCAUGCUGAUAUCGGAUUAAGAAUUCUCAUUGAUAAAUCCCUUAUAAGCAUUUCUUACGGAACUAAUAUUACAAUGCAUAGUUUGUUGGUAGAGUUGGGCCGGAAAAUUGUUCAAGAAAAUUCGACCAAAGACUUGAGAAAGUGGAGCAGGUUGUGGUCCCUCGAACAUUUCAACAAUGUAAUGUUGGAGAAUAUGGAAAAGAAUGUUGAAGCCGUAGUUAUUUGUCAUCCAAGACAAAUAAAAACAUUGGUGGCGGAAACAUUGUCAAGUAUGAGUCAUCUUAGAUUACUUAUAUUUGACAGGGGUGUGUAUAUUUCAGGAAGCCUGAAUUAUCUUUCAAAUGAAUUGAGAUAUUUUAAGUGGACAUGCUAUCCUUUCAUGUGUUUGCCAAAAAGUUUUCAGCCCAACCAGCUUGUUGAACUUUAUUUGUGGCGUAGCAGCAUCCAACAACUAUGGGAAGGCAAGAAGUAUCUGCCCAAUUUGAAAACUAUGGAUCUGAUGUACUCCAAACACCUAAUCAAGAUGCCAAAUUUUGGAGAGGUUCCAAAUCUUGAGCGGCUGAAUCUCGACGGAUGUGUAAAUCUUGUGCAAAUAGAUCCAUCUAUUGGUCUUCUGAGAAAGCUUGUAUUCUUGAACUUGAAAAAUUGCAAAAAUCUAAUAAGCAUACCUAACAACAUAUUUGGUCUCACCUCUCUUAAAUAUCUAAAUCUUUCCUGGUGUUCCAAAGUGUUUACCAAUACAAGGCAUUUGAAUAAACUUGAUUCGAGUGAAAUUGUAUUACAUUCCCAGUCAACAACUUCCUCCUUGUAUCAUAAUGCAGACAAAGGUUUAGUUAGUCGUUUGUUGUCAUCCUUGCUUAGCUUUUCCUUUUUGUGGGAACUUGAUAUUAGUUUUUGUGGUCUGAGCCAAAUGCCAGAUGCAAUUGGAUGUAUACCAUGGCUAGGAAGAUUAAUUUUAAUGGGAAACAAUUUUGUGACUCUGCCUAGUUUCAGGGAGCUUUCUAAUCUGGUAUAUUUAGACUUACAGCACUGCAAGCAAUUGAAAUUUUUGCCUGAGCUCCCUUUGCCUCACUCUUCACCUUCUGUUAUCAAGUGGGAUGAAUAUUGGAAGAAGUGGGGAUUGUAUAUUUUCAACUGUCCUGAAUUGGGGGAGAAGGAUCAAUAUAGUAGCAUGACUUUAUUAUGGUUGAUACAAUUUGUUCAGGCUAACCAAGAAUCUCUUGCCUGCUUUCGUGGGACUAUUGGUAUCGUUAUUCCUGGAAGUGAAAUACCAAGCUGGUUGAACAACCAGUGCGUAGGUAAAUCAACACGCAUAGACUUAUCUCCUACUUUGCAUGACAGUAAUUUCAUUGGCCUUGCUUGUUGUGUCGUAUUUUCUGUGACAUUUGAUGAUCCAACUAUGACAACAAAGGAAUUCGGACCAGACAUAUCGCUAGUUUUUGAUUGUCAUACUGCUACACUUGAAUUUAUGUGUCCGGUAAUUUUUUAUGGAGAUCUUAUUACACUCGAAUCAAACCACACAUGGCUAAUAUAUGUCCCUAGGGAUUCUCUGAGCUAUCAGAACAAAGCAUUCAAAGAUGUUGAUCAUAUCACAAUGACAGCUUGCCUUGAGGACGGAAACGGGUUGCAUGUGGAUGUGAAAACAUGUGGGUAUCGUUAUGUAUUCAAACAGGAUCUAAAACAGUUUAACUCAACAGUGAUGCACCACAGAAAUCCGUUUGCACAGAAGCGCAAGUUUUUGGCAAUUGAAGAUUAGUUUCUACCACAACCAUAUCCAUUAUCCGCGAUGAUUCAUCUGAUUAAAUAGAUCAUAAGCUGUAGCGAUUUCAUUUCAGCUGCACUUCCAAUCAACUUUGAAAUUACAACAAGGUUUGCAUUAGGUGGUACUGGUCAACAAUGGUUGGAAUCAAUAGGCAAUCGGAUCCUCAAUUUGGAAUCAGUCUGCAAUUGUCCGAAAUUCCAUUUGUCGGUAACAAGAGCAUCUUGUAAAUCCAUAUCAGAGAGCUUAAAUAAAAUUAGUAACGUCCUUGUUUCAGCUCUUGAGUCACAUAGGCACCUGUCUGAUGCACUUCUUAUCUACCGGGGAAUCAAGAAAACAUGACUGAAUAUGGGGCCAAAAGACGCUGUAAGUCUCACUGUAAGGAGAGAUACUUUCCAACAGUCGUCCUCAAGUUGGUGCAUACAAGUCAUAUGUAUGGAUCAAUCUUGUUACAAAUGAAGUAAAUCUGGAGUGCGUGAAGAAUUUCAUGAGAAUAUUUGCAAGCUUAUCAUUAAUCACUAGAGUUGGCCUACUCAAUAAUCUUCUCUGAAGCCAACUAAGCAACAGUUAGACCUGCACAAAGUCCAACAGCAAUUCUUUAUCCUACAAGUGGAAGAAACAUCAAUUAUCUUCAAGCCAUAACACCUUGUGCAGUCUUUGACAUUUUAUCUCCACACCAUAGUCUUCAGAGGAUGGAAGAGCUGACUCCACUUCCGGCAAUCACAAAGAAAAGAACUUCCAGUAAAUCUUGAGUUGGAUUGAGUUACGGUUUUGGAUGUGACUUGGCUAGAAGAAUUUUCAACCUCCUGACGAAUUUGUGAUCCGGAGAGGAUUGUACAGGGGUGCAGUUAUUAGAACUUGAAAAUAUUUAUUGCUUGUUGUAUUUUACACCUAUGGAUUUGAUUUAAUCUCAAAAGGAUCGAUCAUAAAUAGUAAUUUAGCUAAUUCCUUUAGGAAGAAACGGGAAUACAAAAUAAAGAUUAAACUACAAUGGAGAAAAGUCAUCGUGAUAGUGAGUUAGAGAGUGAAAACAGUAGAAUCUAAUCAAUUUAUAUUAGAUUAAAUAUUAAAUUUGAAGCACAAACCCGUAGAGUUCUCAGGUCAAUUUUUUAAUUCUUGUUUUAUGUUACAUCAGCAACACAUUUGGGUUUUCUCAAAAGCUAUGUACCUACGCGUUUUAGUGUUCUGUUUGGGGCUUAGCCCCUUUUUUCUACCAAAAGAAUAUAUUACAUCAGCAAAUUUGAACAAUUGAAAGCCCCUUUAGUGUUUAUUUAUUGUGUUACGUCAUGCUAUCUGAUGGCUAAAUUUAAUAUAGGGACCAUUUUGAUUGACAUGUUAAAUUUUCACAAACAAAAUUGCUAAUUCCGUGAAAGGUAGGUAUAAAGUUGAUGGGUAUGUGGGUAAAAUAUUAAGGAAGAAAUCAUUCCACUUGUGUUAUUCUUUCGUUACACUAUAUUAGAUGGCCUAUAACAAUGUCUCCGUAAGCUUAGCUUAGUUGGUAAGGACAAUCCAUAAUAUAUAUAAGAUCUGGAGUUCCAACCCCGAACACUACAAAAAAAAAAAAAAAAAUGUCCUGCAGCAGUAUGAGUAUCAUCCAUAGCAGCACCAACAAUAUCUCCUCUUCUUCAGCUCUAAUGAGAUCGACAAGAGGAGGAACUACUAUGACGUGUUUGUGAGCUUCAAAGGUAAAGACACUCGCUACAACUUCAUUGAUCAUCUUUUUGCUUCCUUCCGAAGAAAAGGUAUCAUUGCAUUCAAGGACGAUGCAAUGCUCAAGAAAGGUGAAUCCAUUGCACCAUAGCUCCCUCAUGCAAUUGAAGCCUCUCAAUUUUUAUUGUGGUCUUGAUGCAGCAAAAUUUCUAUGAAAAGUCUUAGCUAUCUUGCUAUGGAUUUGUUGCGAAAUUGCUAUGAUAAGUCUUAGUUAUACUGCUAUGGAUUUGUUAGGAAAUCACUUAGAUAAGUCAUACUUUUGUUUGCUACGGUAAAUAUAUUUUGAAUUACUUGUUUGCGGAAUAUUUGCUAGGAUUUUUUUCUAUAAGCUACGAGUUUACUGAGAAUGAUACCCCUAGCAAAUUUGUAUAGGUAUUCCGUAGCAAACCUCUAGCUAACUUUGUUUGUUUGAAAUUAACUGCGA
Messenger RNA from Medicago truncatula (barrel medic), 5440 nucleotides. Its product is annotated as disease resistance protein RUN1. The transcript is spliced from 8 exons. Gene Ontology annotation, biological process: defense response; signal transduction. NCBI's taxonomy places the organism in Eukaryota, Viridiplantae, Streptophyta, Magnoliopsida, Fabales, Fabaceae. The record is from RefSeq and is a predicted model, not a curated record. Gene Ontology annotation, molecular function: ADP binding. The coding region runs from base 139 to 3303 and encodes 1054 amino acids.